AUGGAACACCGGACAUUGAAACGACGUAACGAUAAUGAUCCUCGGACAGUUAAAAAUCUUACUGCACAUUUUCAAAAUUUGAAAAACAUUCAAACAACUACUCAAACUGUUGAAAAGUACGAUAAUCUAAGCAACAAUUUACCACCGCCAGUUCGAAUUACACCAUAUUCAGGUGUUAAACCAAAGGGUAUGGAUAUUAUCAGGCCUGUAGCAUUCCGGCCAUAUGCUUCACGUAAAUCGGAUAAACAUCAAGCAGUUAUCUCAUCAUCAUUCUCUCUUUAUAAUAGCAACAAGAAGAAAAAUGAUUUUCCAACAAAACGAUUAUCAAAUAGUGAUGAAUUGAAACGAUCUUCACAACAUUCGAAGGACACUGUAUCAAAUCCAUCUGUACCAUUAGUUAAUGGUAACAAUAGACCGCGAGCUAUCUAUCAACCGUCUACCAGCUUUGAAUUAGCAUCAGCAAUGAUGACGCACAGAAGAUCUGGUAAAUUUGAGGCUGCGGAGAAUGAUUAUGAUGUUGUGCCAGAAUAUAUUGAACGCGACAAGUUUUACAUCGAUGUGGAUCCGACAAUCAAUGAAAACUACUGUGUUGUACAUUCGAUGCCUUACUGUCACAACGCAUCGUCGGAGACACUUCCUGCUGCAACAGCGAUAAAAAACAAUAAUACCAAUAUUAGUCAUGAUAAAAUACAACAGGAACAGCAGCAAAACGGCAGUGCAACAUUCAAUGUAGUAGCCGGAAUUUCAUCAUUAAAUCUUGUUAAGAAAUCUCCACCUUCACAUCAAGUUUAUGGUUCGAAUACGUCUUCUGGCAGUCGUCACAGCUCAGGAAUACACGUUACACCUUCACCAAGCGACUCCG
Molecule: messenger RNA, 862 nt
Organism: Cercopithifilaria johnstoni
Lineage: Eukaryota; Metazoa; Nematoda; Chromadorea; Rhabditida; Onchocercidae
Source: the annotation of a GenBank genome assembly